AUUUUCAUGGUGGUUCCAUGAACGUGUUAUAUUCGAAAAAAGACCACGAGAGAAGGAGAGAUUUAUUUCAUUUGCAACUAUUUUUUAUGAAAUUUGUAGGUCAAGUACCGACAAAUUUGGAGAAGUAUGCUUCAGUACAAUGGCAAGGAGCUGCUAAAAAAUUGGCUAGAUUUUAUUGUGCCUUUUCUGCAAUCUCAACUUUGCAUUUGGCUUUAUUGUAUAUUAAAACUACCUUCGACAUGUUGCAAAUAGGGGAAUUGGAAGAGAUAACAGACGCUCUCACUAUGGCCAUUAUAUAUUCAUUCGCCUCUUUUGCAACAUGUUAUUGGUUGUGGAGAACCAAAUCUUUGAGGAACUUUUUAGAAAACAUCAAUGAGCAACAUCGCCAUCAUUCAAUGGCCGGUUUAACCUUUGUUAGUGUAGACUCAUCUUAUAAUCUUGCUUACAAAAUCACGCUUUAUUGGCUGAGAUCCUGUAUGGUUGGUGUAGUAUCUUGGGCUUUAAAUCCUCUACUUUUGGGAUCGUACUCUCUGCCAUUAAAAUGUUGGUAUCCCUUUAAUCCUUUGCAACCUGUGGUAUAUGAAUUAACCUAUAUGACUCAAGUAUGGUGUCAAUUUAUAAUGGGCUGCAUCUUUGGGAAUGGCUCUGCUCUGUUCGUUUCGAUUAUUAUUAUUAUGUUGGGUCAAUUCGAUAUCCUCUAUUGUAGUUUGAAAAAUUUGGAUUAUCAUGCUCAAUUAAUGUCUGGCGAGGAUUUUAAAUAUCUCCAAAAACUCCAAUCUCAAUUAUUGCAAGGCGAGGACGAUGAACUAAAUCAAUAUGUGUACUCUAAAGAAUACUUAACCGACUUGAGUGUAUUUGGUAGCAAAGAAGUGCGCCAAAAAAAUUCACUUCAGAAAGUUCUUCACGAAUCAUUAGUCGAAUGUGUUCUCUUACAUAAAUUUAUUUUAAAGAGCUGUGACACAUUAGAGGAUCUUUUUAAUCCAUACUGUCUCAUUAAAUCUCUUCAGAUAACAUUGCAACUGUGUUUGCUUGUAUUUGUAGGAGUGGCGGGUGAGAGUUCCACGAUGAGGACAAUUAAUUUGGUACAAUAUUUAGCCCUGACACUCUCCGAAUUGCUCAUGUUUACAUAUUUUGGUGAACUGCUUCGAAAUCACAGCGUUCGAGCCGGUGAAGCUUUCUUUCGUUCGCAAUGGUGGCCGCAUGCUCAUUAUAUAAAACGAGAUAUUUUUGUAUUUUUGGUUAAUACGAAACGUGCAGUCAAAAUUACUGCUGGUAAAUUUUACUUGAUGGAUAUACAGCGUUUGCGUUCGGUAAUAACACAGGCGUUUUCAUUCUUAACAUUAUUACAAAAAUUAGCUGAAAAAAAUAAAUAAAUUCUACAACCCUUUUCAAUAACUUCUUAAUACCAUCUGCAUCACUUUCAUAUAUUACCCAGAAAAAAACUUACAUUGAAAAGAAAUGCGUUAAAUAUUAAAAGUUCAUAAAACGUAUGAAUUUGUACAUCAUUUUUUGAUUACUAAUUAAUUUUUUUAAUAUUCAAAAGAAAUUGCAAUAUUAAUUAUCAGGGCAAGGAUUUUCAUGCCCUAUAUAAUGCACUAUAAAAUAGGAAAAUAUGCACUAAAAUGUGAAAAAUAUGCAUCAAAAAAUAUUUCUUUGUGAAGGUACAUAUUAAUAGAUAUUCAGAUCAUAAGUUUUUGACAAUAAUAUAAAGGUUUUUAAGGACUGCUUAAUGACUAAGA
Messenger RNA from Lucilia cuprina (Australian sheep blowfly), 1739 nucleotides. It is a transcript of the gene Or85e, whose product is annotated as putative odorant receptor 85e. Gene Ontology annotation, biological process: detection of chemical stimulus involved in sensory perception of smell; sensory perception of smell. Gene Ontology annotation, molecular function: olfactory receptor activity; odorant binding. Lineage: Eukaryota; Metazoa; Arthropoda; Insecta; Diptera; Calliphoridae. The coding region runs from base 18 to 1373 and encodes 451 amino acids. The transcript is spliced from 5 exons. The record is from RefSeq and is a predicted model, not a curated record. Gene Ontology annotation, cellular component: plasma membrane.